AAAAGAGUAAGAAUAGACCGACAGCUGUGAAACGAUCGUGGUAGGGCAGAGCACCUAUUUGUCCCCACUCCCUUCUUCUUCUCCCGCUCUCUCGCUUCUUGAAUAUCCUCUUCCUUCUUCUUUCUUCUUUCUUCACUAUACAACAUUUCAUCAAUAGACAGAUAAAUUCUAUUGUGUGAUGCGGUGUUGCUCCCUCUCUGGAUAUGGACACGCCAGAGAGGAACCAGAUCAACACUACCCUCUCUAAAUUUGAGGAUUCACCAGUAUUCAACUAUAUCAACAAUUUAUCUCCUAUAAGGCCUGUUAAGUCUGUUCACAUUACUCAGACAUUCAAUUCACUUAGCUUUUCAUCCCCUCCAUCUGUUUUCACUUCACCCCAUGUCAGCUCUUUCAAGGAGUCUAGAUUCCUAAGGAGACAUAUCUUACUUGACACAUCAAAGCCUAAGGAUUCAAGUGAAGAUGUAAAUAAUAAAGUCUACUCAAGUGAAGAGGCUAUUGCAGAUUCUACUCUUUCACAUCUUAACACAAAUGAAUUACAUGAAAGUUCUGAUCAAGGGAUAUCAGUAGGAAAUGGUUCAGUUGAGUUAUCUAGUGAACAUGCAAAAUUCUCAGAUGAGUUACCACAGGCUUUACAGUAUAAUUGUGGUAGUCCUAGCUAUGAUCCUCCACUUUGUGCUGAUGAGGCUAAUUCUCUUUUGGAAUUGCCGGGCGAAGGUGUAUCAGAUGCUGCCUAUGUUCCAGAUGGUUGUAAAACAGAUUCGAUUGAGUCUGAGUUGCAUCUACAAGGACCAAGUCAGAUCGAUCCAAAGGAAGAAGGCGCAGACUGUGAUUGGGCUGGUUUAAUUCCCAAUGCCGCUGAUCUGUUAAUUGAAGCAGAAGCAGAAGCUUUUAAGGGUCUAAUGCAGAAACCUUCGGGCUCUUCUAUACGACUUAGCGAUUUUAUGCCCCUGCUUCAGCAAUCUACUAACAAUAAUGAUCAGAAAAUGUACAUGAUUAAAUCCGUUGCUUCUGGUUCUGAACAUGAAAUUGAAAAUCAUUGUUCUGAACCAGUUGCCUUGGCAGAUACUGACCAUAUACAGGACAAUCUUGCUAGUGGUUCUUUAAUGACUAGCAAUCCGAAUGAGCAAAUGGAUGACAAGCUUGUUUCUGUCACGCACCGUGGUAUCCGGAGGCGCUGUCUUGACUUUGAAAUGGCCAGUGUGCGAAGGAAGAACUCAGAUGAUAAUUCAAAAACCGGCUCUAGUACAACACAGUCUGAAGUAAGCAAUGCUGCUAAUGAAAAACAACUGCUCCCUACAAAGCGCAAUGCAGAUUCACAGAGGUGCAUUUUGCCGGGUAUCGGUUUACACUUGAAUGCACUUGCCACCUUAAAGGAUCACAAAGGCUUACAAAACGAAAAGUUGACUUCUGGAAGACAACUCAGCCUGUCCAACUCUACUUCCUUGCUACUCUCUACAUGCCAUGAACAUCAGCAUCUGUCGGUCUUAUCUGUAUCAAUAUCAUCUGAAAGAGAAUUGGACCCAUCAGACAAUGGGGUUCAGCCUACUGAAGAUUGUUCACAGGCAUCAGCUUACAUGGCUGGUGAAGAUUUCAACCAGAAUAGCCCUAAAAAGAAAAGGCGUAAGUCAGAGCCAGCUGGAGAAAUUGAGGGCUGCAAACGCUGUAAUUGCAAGAAAUCAAAGUGCUUGAAGCUUUAUUGUGAGUGUUUUGCUGCUGGUGUCUACUGCAUAGAACCCUGCUCCUGUCAGGAAUGCUUCAACAAACCUAUUCAUGAAGAUACUGUUCUUCAAACUCGCAAGCAAAUUGAAUCUCGCAACCCUCUUGCAUUUGCUCCUAAAGUCAUCCGAAGUUCUGAGUCUGUGCCUGAAGUUGGGGAUGACCCAAACAAAACUCCAGCUUCAGCACGGCAUAAAAGAGGGUGCAACUGCAAGAAAUCAAGCUGCCUUAAGAAAUAUUGUGAAUGCUAUCAGGGUGGUGUUGGUUGCUCCAUUAGCUGCAGAUGUGAAGGAUGCAAGAACGCAUUUGGCAGAAAGGAUGGGUCUGCUAUUACGGAGAUGGUCGAAGGUGAGACAGAAGAAGAAACAGAAACAAGUGACAAGGGUGUGGCAGAAAAAGCUAUUCAGAAAACUGAAAUUCAGAGUAUUGAAGAUCAUCCGGAUUCUGCUGCUGUCUCAACACCAUUACGGCUUUCCAGACCAUUGCUUCCAAUGCCCUUCUCAUCAAAGGGAAAGCCACCAAGAUCUUUCGUUACAACUAUUACUGGUUCUGGAUAUUUUGCCAGCCAAAAGCUUGCGAAACCAGAUUCUCUUUGGCCUCAAUCUAAGCCUUUUCAGACUGUUCCAGACAACGAAAUGCCAGAGAUUCUCCGUGGUGAUAGCUCUCCUAUCGCGUGCAUCAAAACUUCUUCUCCCAAUGGCAAGAGGAUCUCUUCUCCUAACUGUGAAAUGGGAUCAUCUCCAAGUCGCAGAGGUGGCAGGAAAUUGAUAUUACAAUCUAUUCCUUCAUUUCCUUCUCUCACACCACACCCUUAGAAUGGUUACAAUUUUCAUUGUAAGUUAGCCAUCACCUAUUUCCCGUCUUUAGUAAUGUUUUUAGUUUGUUCCUUGCAGUAAAAUUCAUGCUUUAGAUUUUGUGUAUAUUGAGGUUUGUUUUACUUUGGUAAUAAUAUUAUGUUGUGUUUCUUCCAUAAGAUGUAGUACUAUUCAUUAUUCAAGUGAUGGUUAUAAUCAUUCUCGGGAUUAAUCUUUA
Messenger RNA from Cicer arietinum (chickpea), 2748 nucleotides. Its product is annotated as protein tesmin/TSO1-like CXC 2. The record is from RefSeq and is a predicted model, not a curated record. NCBI's taxonomy places the organism in Eukaryota, Viridiplantae, Streptophyta, Magnoliopsida, Fabales, Fabaceae. Gene Ontology annotation, molecular function: DNA-binding transcription factor activity.